Pelagomonas calceolata is the source of this 534-nucleotide messenger RNA. NCBI's taxonomy places the organism in Eukaryota, Pelagophyceae, Pelagomonadales, Pelagomonadaceae. The record is from the annotation of a GenBank genome assembly.
CGGCCCUUGGUGGUCGCGGCGCCGUCGGCGUCGCCACGGUCUGCCCCGCGUCCGUCCACGCGGGCCGCUCCUUCAGCUCCCAGACGUGCGGCGCUUCUUUUUCGAGCGCCUCGCCCGCGGCCGCCGCCUCGGCCCGCCGCCGCGCCGCGCCGCCGCGCAUGCAGGCCCACAUGUCCGCGGCGCGCUGCUGGCAGUCGUCGAAGGUGCCGUCGCGGUAGACGACCUCGAACUGGUGCUUGGGCGUCGCGCAACUAUACAACGCGUCGAGCUCGAGCCAGCAGCUCGUGCGCUCCUCUUGCGGUUUCGGUGGUGGUGUGGCGGCGGCGUCGUCGGACAUUUGUGAUGCGUGCGCGCGCUCGCUUUUGUGAGCACAGUGUAGCAGUGGGGGCCCCUGCUGCUCCCCUGCGUCGGCUGGACGAGCUCCAGCGAAGCGUAGUGCCGUGUGCAAUCUAUGCGUCAAGGAAAUCACUCGUACGAGCCCUUGUCAACUCGUACGGACGCCGCCGCGCAAGCGCGGCUUACAAAUCGUGCUAG